AUGGCUCAACGCAAGGACUCGAAGCCGGCCGAGCAUGCCGACAAGUUUCUGAAGAUGUCGGAUGAGGAGCGGAUCAAAGUUUUGUUGGAGGAGUUUGCGCAAAAAAAGGACGAUGACUGGUCCUCCCACCUCCUCCCCUCCCUAACCCUGCACUCCAUCACGCCCGCCUCCCCCCCGACUCGUCCCUACCCCCUCGUAACCUUCAAAUUUACCGUCCACCCAACCCACUGCAACCGCCUACGCAACCUGCACGGCGGCUGUGCAGCCACUCUCUUCGACUUCUGCACGUCGAUCCCCCUUGCCCUCGUGGCACGCCCGGGGUUCUGGAGCUACCUCGGCGUUUCUAGGACGUUGAAUGUUACGUACCUGAGACCGGCGCCCGAGGGGUCGACGGUGCUGGUCGAGUGCGAGAUUGUCGGGGUAGGGAAGAGACUUUGCACGGUGAGGGGCACGAUGAGACGGGUCGAGGACGGGACGGUGUUAAUGGUUUGUGAGCAUGGGAAGGUUAAUACGGAUCCGGAUGUGGCGUCUAAGCUUUGA
Molecule: messenger RNA, 540 nt
Organism: Thermochaetoides thermophila DSM 1495
Lineage: Eukaryota; Fungi; Ascomycota; Sordariomycetes; Sordariales; Chaetomiaceae
Exons: 2
Coding region: 1-540 (179 amino acids)
Molecular function (GO): fatty acyl-CoA hydrolase activity
Source: RefSeq, a predicted model, not a curated record